Molecule: messenger RNA, 1927 nt
Organism: Cercospora beticola
Lineage: Eukaryota; Fungi; Ascomycota; Dothideomycetes; Mycosphaerellales; Mycosphaerellaceae
Biological process (GO): regulation of membrane potential; sodium ion export across plasma membrane; proton export across plasma membrane
Cellular component (GO): plasma membrane
Molecular function (GO): sodium:proton antiporter activity
Source: RefSeq, a predicted model, not a curated record
CGCAUGACAAGUGCACGCGCAACGGCCCAUGAACCGCCGUAGACCGCCACCACUGGCACGAAGAUAAAGGAGCUGCUUCUCUUGCAGCAAGACAAAGCCUGCCGUCUGCAGAAAACAGGCGCGUUGCGUUUCUGUGUCGAUAGGAUCGGUCAUCUUCGUGUCCAUCGCCCGCAGCCGACCAGACGCACAGAGACUGAACACCGAUCAUGCCCACGCUAUCGCUGGUGAAUUUCAACAUCGUCUGCGCUACGCUAGGAGGCUUCAUCACAAUCUUCGGGCUGGUAUCGUAUCUUCUGAAGGAGAAGUACUACCUGUCAGAAGCACUUAUCAGCACCAUAGCAGGCCUGCUAUUUAGCCCUCAUGCCGCCAACUUUAUCCGACCGCUCGACUACGCGGAUCACAACCCCGAGGAUCUGGAGACAAUCACGCUCUACUUCACGCGACUGGUCCUCGGAGUACAACUUGUGCUUGCCGGGGUCCAACUACCGAGCAAGUACCUAUGGACAGAGCGAAAAAGCUUGGCUAUGCUGGUAGGACCAGGCAUGUGUAUGAUGUGGAUUACUACAUCGCUGCUUGUCUGGGCUCUUGUGCCGAAGAUCAAUUUUGUCAUGGCAAUGAGCAUCGGAGCUUGCGUUACGCCCACGGAUCCCAUCCUCAGUAACAGCAUUGUCAAGGGCAAGUUUGCAGAUAAGAACAUUCCUCGUCCUUUGCAGAAAAUCAUCAUUGCAGAGUCUGGUGCAAAUGAUGGCCUUGGAUAUCCAUUUCUCUUCCUAGGAUUGUAUUUGCUCAAAUACGCCGGCGAGGGAGGCUUCGGACAAAAACACAUUGGCGUUGGCUAUGCAAUGGGACUAUGGUUUGGAGAGACGUGGGCGUACACCAUCGUUUUAUCAGUCGUGUAUGGCGCAAUUGUCGGCUGGGUUGCGAAAGAGCUGUUGCACUGGGCUGAGGAGCGGCGCUUCGUCGACCGAGAAUCAUUUCUUGUAUUUGCUAUCACGCUUGCGCUCUUCAUUGUAGGCACCGUGGGAUUAAUCGGAUCGGAUGACGUGUUAGCUUGCUUCAUUGCAGGCAACGUCUUCACCUGGGAUGAUUGGUUCAGGGUCGAGACAGAAGACGACUCCCUACAGCCGACGAUCGACAUGCUACUCAACGUGUCUGUCUUCAUGUGGUUCGGCGCAGUCUGUCCUUGGCACAAAUUCGUUGACAACGAGGCGAUUCCCAUCUAUCGACUGAUCCCGCUCGGAAUUCUCGUCCUUCUCUUGCGCCGGCUGCCCAUGGUCUUUCUCUUCCGAAAGCAAAUUCAUCAGCUCGAAGAUUGGAAGCAGACGGCUUUCACUGGCUGGUUUGGGCCCAUCGGAGUGUCCGCCAUAUUCUACCUGUACGUGUCUCGGGAGUUCCUUCGAGAGGUAAUGGCGGACAACCAUGAGCGCUCCGACGCUCACCACUUGUCCGAAGCUCUUUUGGUGAUCGUUUGGUUCCUUUGCAUAUGCUCGAUCGUGUGUCAUGGGCUCUCUGUGCCAGUUGCAAAGCUCGGGUUCCAUCUCCCAAGAACGAUUUCCAUGGCUCUAUCGUCGGAGAGACCUUCACGGUCGCCCAGCAUAGCGCGAUCUGGACCUCUGCCAUUACCGCCGCGUCUUAUUGAUACUCGAAUUCGAUCGUCUGAGCCAUCAUCGGGAACCGUCACACCUCCAGUAGUCGCCGAGCAACGGACAAUCAGGUUUCCAGAUGAGGAGGAUCUUCGAAGGAAGACACAGAUGGAACGGCCCACUUGUUGAGGUUUGCGACAGAGAUCUCACAUUCGGACUGUCAUAUGGCCAAACGGGGUGCCAAGAGCUUGCUCACGACGCAUUGCUCAGUGAAGAGAAUGCAAUUGAGCUUAGAAAUAAUUGCGCACGUUGCCAUCCCAAGCCAGCUAGGCUCACAUGACCAC